AUGGAAAGGUCUUGUGGGACUGUGGUGCGCAAAGAGUUGAUCUACUGGUUGGCCAAGGGCGUCAUCCGCCGCGACGGCGUCGAGGACCGACUUGCCCCCGAUUUCGCCGACUAUCCUAUCGUCUUCACGCAUGGUGAUAUUGCCGCGCGGAACGCUAUGGAGGCCAUGACCUGGGUAGACUCUUUGGUUGACGGUGCCGAGGUCGAUGUGGCCGUAUGCAGACGUGAUGGCCGACGAAUAUGCUCCACGUGCUCAGCACUCGACGCCCUUAGCAGCAGCCUCCGGCUUGGGUACUGGGAGUCCAUUCUGAUUCAUGAUCUCGAGCGUCUGGACAAGCUUGUCGCCAUCUCCGGUAGCCAAAGGCGCCGCCGCGACGCAGGCUAUGAAAAGAAUCGCCAGGCAAGCAGGCUUCAUUAUGUAGAUUAUGUCGGAGAAGAGCUGUAG
Molecule: messenger RNA, 444 nt
Organism: Hirsutella rhossiliensis
Lineage: Eukaryota; Fungi; Ascomycota; Sordariomycetes; Hypocreales; Ophiocordycipitaceae
Exons: 2
Coding region: 1-444 (147 amino acids)
Source: RefSeq, a predicted model, not a curated record